Mesorhabditis spiculigera is the source of this 681-nucleotide messenger RNA. Lineage: Eukaryota; Metazoa; Nematoda; Chromadorea; Rhabditida; Rhabditidae. The record is from the annotation of a GenBank genome assembly.
AUGUUUAACCGUUAUAUUAUGAUCUGCCUUUUGCUUUAUUCCGGAGUAAGAGCUGAUUCCGAAGCGGUGACAGAAGCAUUGCUUUCAACUACACCUGGGCCCCAGAUGGCGCCAACGACACCUGAUAGCAGAUUGGAGGGUGCGAGGAAUAUCUCGAAAGCGGAGGAAGAGCUACGCUUGGCCGAAAAAGCUAUAUUGAUAAAAGCAUGUGACGAAAUGGAGAGUGAAGGCCCUGCAGAUGGUCCUUGGAUUCCAUGCAACUUUCUACCAGACGAAUUUGUUGAUUGCCAGCUACCAGUGUUGGCGAACCCUAGUCUCAAUCUCACAAAGCCUUCUCAAAAUGGGACAUGUCUGCGGUUUGGUGGGAAUAGGCAUGGUGAUGUGAUGUUCACGAACGUUACUUGUUAUGUUCUUGGCUGUACCGAAUGCUAUGGGCCGAGAAUGUGGACGAAGGAGGUGCCAUGUAUAAAGUACACCGGGCAUUAUUUCCUGUCUACACUUCUGUACAGUAUAUUUUUGGGAAUUAUCGCUGUUGAUCGAUUUUGUUUGGGCUACGCUGCGAUUGCUGUAGGGAAGCUGAUGACGUUAGGUGGAUUAGGUGUCUGGUGGAUAAUCGACAUUUGCCUGUUGAUAACCGGUAAUUUGAUGCCGGCAGACGAUUCCAACUGGGAGGAAUAUUAU